AAGAAGAGUUUAGUGCUCGCCGACGCGUUCAAUUUGAAUUUAUUUAUUGUUGUGUUUUUGUCGAGAUUUAAUCUAUCAAAUUUUACUUUAUUUAAUGGACGACGAUCAAAAAUAUAAGCUGAUAACCUGUGUAGAUCCCAGAAAAGUCAAUGUGCCAAUUAGAGAUAGAUUCGCUAAGCUAACGCUAUCAAACAAAAAGAAACAACAGGUAGAUAUUGAUACUGCUGCAGGACAAAUAUGCGAUAAAGAAGUUAUGGCGCAAGUAAAACGUGUUAGCCGCAACCUUUUGGAAACGCUUGGUACUGAAAAUACUGCAGACAACAAAUGCGAAUUUUUGCUGCAAAAAACUCUUGUCGCUCCUACACUCUCCAAUGUUACGGAUAUUGCCCUUUUAGAUAAAUCCACUGUAUACCAUGAAAAUUACAUGAAUAGAUCUUUAUGCAAAAAUACUGUAUCCGAUCCUACGUGCUCCAAUAUUGAAAAUACUGUCCAAACAGAAGUUGACAGUGAUAACAGCGAUUUUUCAAACAGAUUUUUGAUUAAAAACCUUGCCGCGGCACCCACAGUUUCCAAUCUUACUGAUAUUUGUUAUUAUGUAAAUCCUUUGCUACGAAGCGAUAGCAGUGGCAGUGAUCCGAUGAAACGAAUAUGCAGCGAAGUUGAUAUCCAAAAUUCAGAUAAAACAGUUUCGGAUUGUAUGCAGCCGUUACAAGUAAGUCAAAGCACUGAAGAAAACUUACCUGAAUGCGAUAUAUCUAUAUUAACGAAUCGUAUAUCAGGAAUGACCAUGAAUCAUAAAAAUCUUGAAAACGAAAAAAAACCAAUUGAUACAACUUUAUUAAUUUCUACGGAAAGCCAGCAAAGAAAUACUGACUUUGAAUCAAAUAGGUUACUGACAUGUACAAAAAGUACUAACGGUGAUGAAAAUGUUCUCAGCAUAUCAGGUCAUCCGGAAGCAACAUGUAUAUCCCUAUCAUCCACUGACGAUAAUGGCAGUGCUAUAACAGUAACUGAUAGCAGUAUCUCCGAAUUAUUGGACUUGGAUUUUAUGACAUCCGAUAUACCAGAAAGUGGGCAUACUCUUGACGCUUUCCUCCCAAAUACUUUUAGUAAUGAAAAGGCAGACCGGAUGGAAGCCUUUUUACGUGACGUUUCCCAACAACGUAGGGAGUAUGAAGAGAUUCAGAAAAUUGAAAAAGAUAAAUUUCAUCUACAUGUAGCAACGGUUAAGAAUUCUCCUAAAACAGACAAAAACAAUGCAAGAGUUCUUGGUGGUUUGGCAUAUGCAGAUACCGAGUCAAUGACAACAUUUAGCACUGAGCAAAGAAGAUCAGAGGAAUGUAAUGAAUUUCAAGACUGUGAAAGUAAAAAUCAAUUUAUAAGCAUAAAAAAUGAGCGCAGGAUGGGAAAUGAUACUUUGUCCAUGAGUCAAUUUCAAUCGGAAGAUUUUCAAAUUUGCGAUAUUCCAAAUAACCACAAAAACAAUCAGAUAACAGAUGAAGAAACUCAAGUUAAUACUAACACGUCUGGGUGUUUGGAUCGAUGCCACAGUACACAAGAGAAUGAAGAAGAAUAUUCUUUAGCAUGCAGUGAACAAAGUUCCAUUUCGGAUGCUUCCAAGUCAGAUGUGCCUGACGAUUCGGUCAUUAUUUCAGAGACGUCUAGUGAAAAUUUGAGUAGUCAUUCAGUGCAUGAUAGCAGAUAUAGCAGUAAUGAAGUAGUUAAUACGGAACAAAGCAUAGGCGUUGACACUGAGAGUGAGCAAUUGACACCACCUGUAAUGAGUAUUGGUAGUAUUAAUAUAUCUGCAAAGAUAAAUAUUAAAAUUUCUAUUUCACAAAUGGAUAGUAUGGAAGAGGAAUGCGAAAACGACGCGAAAGAAAAAACUAAAGUCGAUUAUACUAACAACGACAGUGGGGAAGAAAAUGACAUGUCUUCUGAAAAUGAUUAUAAUGAAAAAACACCAACACAAGACUCUAAUAAUCAAGAGUUUGAAAAAACUUGUCAUAGUCAAAAACAAGAUAGAACUUACACGGACCCUGUCGAUCCCAUUACAAGUAAUAAUUUAGAAAAAGAAAUACCUAGUGAAGAAGAGGAAGACGUUAAUUUUCUCACGCAAGCGGAAAGAUUGCUCAAUCAAGUAUAUGGAACGUCUUGGAAAACUCCGGAAGUAAUACGGACUUUAAAACGCACGAGUCGUACACCAAAGAAAGCAGACUCUACGCAGUCACCACAAGCAUCUAAUAUUAGAGAGCAUAUAAUAGAAGAUGCAAACUUGGUUGGUUCAGCUGACAAAAGUGUGGGCCUACAGCUGGAUCAGAAUAUUGAGCAAAGUGUACUGGAUGAUUUUUCUACAUUUCGUCACAACAUUGUGAGGACGAAUUUGGAUUCUACACGCUUUACGACACCAAAUUUACACAAAGAACAGGCUGCAUCGAUUGUUGACAGAAACAACUAUAAUAGCGAGCCCCGCUGCAAGACUAAACCGCACACCGAUUUCAAAGUACCGAAAACUGAAAUAAAAAGAAAAGUUACGGCUAAACAACAGAAGUGCAAUGACCGUUGGAGACAAUUAAUUGACAAGGAUAGUGAUACCUCAGGUGACAAUGCUUCCGAUGAUCUUACGCUAGACAAAACUGAACAUCUCGAUGAUUCCUUGAAUGUUAAUAAAAAAAAUAAAAGUGAGACAGACAAAGAAUGGAGUCUUACAUCUGAUGAUAGCGAUGACAGUGACUAUAAAAUCAAGCAGCCUAAAAAAGUAUCUACAAUUCAAAGGAGGAAUCAAAAACAAGAAAAAAAAUCAGCGAUUGAAAGUGUAGGUAAUUCUACAAGAGGACGGCAAGUGAAAGCUAAGUCGAGAGAUAAUUUGAUUUACUUAGACUUAUCUAAAGACGAAGUAACUAUACAGGAGGGUGAGCCGAACUCGCCAAAAGCCAAUACAGAUGCAAAUUUUAAAUUACAUUUGGAAGAUAUUCUGCGCACAUGUAAAGCUACCGAUAAGGCAAAAAUUUCAGUUACGCCAAAUACUGGUGGGAAAACAAAGAGGAAGUUGUUCACAGCUAAUUUUGGUGAAGAGGAUGUUGACUUAACAGUUGGUGAAGAUGGAGUACAACCUCGGACACCAGUUAGGCGUGCACCUACAACCGAAGAAGAAGAGAUUUUACAUGAUAUGGAACAGGUGAAACAAAUCACUGGUGUGGACGGGAUAGCUAUUUUUAACAAACACUUGGAAUCUGUAAAACGAGGAGGACCCAUUUUCAAAGCGACACCACCACGUAUGCCAGACACGCCAAAAUCAACAGUAACUCCCGUACGUAUAAAACAUACAAGGACUUUGAGAGAACGCAAUAAAUUGGAUGAUCAAAUUAUACCUACGCCUCAGCACAAAUAUGGUUUUCUUAAAUCACUUGAUGUUUGCGUUGCCAAAUCUCUUUGUCAUCCCGAAGCGUUGAGCUAUCGCGAAAACUAUCGCACCAAGAAGGAGGAAUUGGCAAAUUUACUUUAUGAGCUCUAUAAUGAAAAAUUAUUUGACAAAAAAUUGCAUGCCCCACUUAAAUGGAACAAAAAGCUUUGCAAUACGGCCGGAAGGUGUUUAAAUAAGAAGAAAUUGGGUGUGCGUACGAGUGUGAUAGAAUUAAGUGAAAAAGUACUAACCAGCGCCGAUCGUUUGCGGUGUACACUAAUACAUGAAUUGUGUCAUGCGGCCACUUGGAUAUUCAAUGGUGAAGGUGGACAUGGUAGCACCUGGAAACAAUGGGCGCUGAAAGCCAAUCAAGUGUUUCCGGAAAUACCUAAAAUUGGUGUAUGCCAUCAGUAUGAGAUAGAGUAUAAAUACACUUACAAAUGCACCUUAUGCGCCGCAAAAUCACAUGCGCACUCAAAAUCGAAGAAAGUGGAGAAUAUCAGAUGCUCGUAUUGCCAUGGAGCCAUUGAAAUAUUUUUGAACAGAAAAGAUAAAGACGGAAAUGUCAUGUCUACGCCAGUACGCGAAGCAAAAGGUUUCGCAAAAUUUGUUAAGGAUAAUUAUAAGCAGCACAAACGCCCCGAUCUCAAACAUGCAGAUGUCAUGAAGAUAUUAAGCAGUGAGUUUGCUGCGUUAAAAUUACCUGAUUAAGGAGCGCUUGAAUUUUUAAAGGAGUAAAGAGUGUAAAAUAAGUAUUUUAAUAAAAAUUAUUAUUAUUUUUAUAUCAUA
Messenger RNA from Ceratitis capitata (Mediterranean fruit fly), 4192 nucleotides. Its product is annotated as spindle pole body component 110. The transcript has 10 exons. NCBI's taxonomy places the organism in Eukaryota, Metazoa, Arthropoda, Insecta, Diptera, Tephritidae. Gene Ontology annotation, cellular component: nucleus. The record is from RefSeq and is a predicted model, not a curated record. The coding region runs from base 95 to 4114 and encodes 1339 amino acids.